Messenger RNA from Lymnaea stagnalis (great pond snail), 814 nucleotides. The record is from the annotation of a GenBank genome assembly. NCBI's taxonomy places the organism in Eukaryota, Metazoa, Mollusca, Gastropoda, Lymnaeidae.
AGGUACAUUUUAUGUGAGAUCUUUGUUCCCGGGAAGCAAUCAUUUCCAGCAAACAUAGAUGGAAACAAGAUUUAUCAAGCACUAAGGGAUUCCUUAAUUAAGAACCAUGGAGAUUUAGGACUCGGAACAUUCCAGGCCUCCCUUAAAGGUAUAACAAAACUCAUGAUACAUCAGCUGUCUGCUCAGAUUUAACUUUACUUAAUCUAAGUGCUCAUAAUCAUUUCAAUAGUUAUUUUUAAGAAAACAAUAUUACAUCAUGUCCGUUUGACUUCUUUAUAUUUUAUAUGGAAGGAGCUGUCCAUAAUUGACUUCACACUAUAUUGGCAAGUUUUUAUACACUCCCCUCCCCCAUCAUCACAAAAUUUUCAUAAUACUUAGACACCCUAAUAAUACAUUAUCCCAAAAUCGAGAUCCCCCACCCCUAUAUGCAUGACAUCAUAUAUGGAUGCCCCCCCCCCCCCGUGUAAAAACAAUUAUUUGUACACAUCAUUGUUCAAAUGAUUUUUACAUUAGGUUAAAGUAAUUUGAAAUGUCCUCUUGCCUUCACAGAUUCCAAAUUUAAUUUGAUUUUUAAAACAAAAAUAAUAAAGCGAAACGUUCCUUUUUUAAAAUUAAUUAAUUUUCUUUUGGGUUACUCAACCAAUGCAAUAUUAUUUCAGUGAUUUAUUUGAAUCCAUUGACAAAUAUUGUCAUAAUAAGAGGUCAGAAGAAAGAUUUCAGUAUUCUAUCUACUGCUUUGCUGUUCAUUGAGAAAAUUGCUGGCAUCAGUGUUGUUAUUAGAAGUCUUCAUAUCAGUGGUAAGAAUUUUUUUUAA